AUGGCUCUCCUCUUCACAUCCUCCUUCUCCACCCUUUCUUCACCAUCGUCAUCCACUUCUGGAGUCUCUGCACACCCUUUUUUCAGGUUCUCCCACAAGUCAAUUUCACUGCACCCGACAAAAGCCUAUGUCGGGACCCAAAUCCGACCACCUUUUGUCCUCAACAACAGAGGCCCCUUACUUGUUAAUGCAUCUUCAGUUGUUAGUGGAACAAUCGCGACCGGUCUGGAGGGCCCACCACCCCUUCCAUCGGAUGGCAAGGAAGAAAGCAUACCGGUUGAGAACCUUCCAUUAGAGUCCAAGCUUCAGGAGAUAAACGAGCAGAGGAUAAAAACGAAACUGGCCAAGAAAAUCAGGAUGAGGCGAAAGAGGCUCGUCCAGAAACGCCAUCUGAGGAAGAAGGGUCGGUGGCCGCCUUCGAAAAUGAAAAAGAAUAUGCACGUUUGA
Molecule: messenger RNA, 447 nt
Organism: Striga hermonthica
Lineage: Eukaryota; Viridiplantae; Streptophyta; Magnoliopsida; Lamiales; Orobanchaceae
Source: the annotation of a GenBank genome assembly